AUGACGGUUUAUUCCACUUGUCUUGCCUUUAGUGUCUACUUCGGAACAGUGGCAAAUCAGGAAAAUUUCGCGGACGCUGAAGAUGAAUGUAUGAGAAUUGGCGGACAUCUUCCUUCAAUUUCCAACGCCUUUGAAAACGCUGCAGUACAAAACGCAGUUCAGAAACUGCUUGGGACCAACUUUGGUGGCAAAAUAAUCAUUGGCUACUCCAACUUGAUGAAUAAAGGCUUCACAUGGAGUGACGGCAAUCCUUCAAAAUACACAAACUGGGCACCAGGAGAGCCUGUGACAGCCGUUGGUGGAGUCGCAUGGAUGGAUUUCCUUACCGGAUGGUGGAACACAGCAGCACCUUUAGCUACUAGUCAUUUCAUAUGUGCACUCCCUUCCCAUAGAAUAAACUGCUAA
Molecule: messenger RNA, 405 nt
Organism: Cylicostephanus goldi
Lineage: Eukaryota; Metazoa; Nematoda; Chromadorea; Rhabditida; Strongylidae
Source: the annotation of a GenBank genome assembly